AUGUCGGCAGCCGGCAGCAAAUACAUCGACACGGAGGUGGAGAACGCCAUCAACGGGGUGAAGCAGAUGAAGACCCUCAUGGACAAGACCAGUAAGGACCAUCAAGCCAUCCUGCAGACACUGGAGGAGACCAAGAGGAGGAAGGAGGAAGCGGUGCAGCUGGCCAGGGAGAAGGAGCAGCAGUUGGAGGGGAAGCAGGAGAUCUGCAACGAGACCAUGUUGGCUCUUUGGGAGGAGUGCAAGCCCUGCCUCAAACACACCUGCAUGCGCUUCUACUCCCGCACCUGCCACAGCGGCUCGGGGCUGGUGGGACGGCAGCUGGAGGAACUCCUCAACCAUUCCUCACCCUUCUCCAUCUGGGUGAACGGCGAGCGCAUCGACUCGCUGCUGGAGCGGGAUCAGAGGCAGGAGAAGCAGUUUGAAGACUUAGAAGAACGUUUUGGGUUGUUGGAAGAUGGUGUAGAUGACAUUUUCCAGGACAGCACCCAAGUUUAUGGUCGCCUGUACCCCUUCUUCCCAUCACCCUUCGGUGGUUUCCGUGAGGUUCUCCGUCCCCCCGUCCAGCGUGUCCGUCUCAUCCCACGUAACCAGAGGUUCUCCCGGGAGCUCCAUCCCUUUUUCCAACAUCCCCAUCAUGGUUUCCAUCAUCUCUUCCAACCACUCUUUGAGAUGACCCAGAAGAUGUUGGAGGAGGCACAAGGUGGUUGGGAGCACCCGUUGGGUGGCUUUGGCUCAGGGUCUCGGAACUCCAGCGAGGAGCGCAUGGUGUGUCGGGAGAUCCGGAGGAACUCGGCCGGCUGCCUGCGCAUGAGGGACGAGUGCGAGAAGUGCCGGGAGAUCCUCUCCGUGG
Molecule: messenger RNA, 850 nt
Organism: Antrostomus carolinensis (chuck-will's-widow)
Lineage: Eukaryota; Metazoa; Chordata; Aves; Caprimulgiformes; Caprimulgidae
Gene: CLU
Product: clusterin
Exons: 4
Biological process (GO): regulation of apoptotic process; positive regulation of proteasomal ubiquitin-dependent protein catabolic process
Cellular component (GO): nucleus
Molecular function (GO): misfolded protein binding
Source: RefSeq, a predicted model, not a curated record